AUGACUCGAGCCAUUAUUAAACGUUUAGAGAAAGUACCAGAAAUGUUAGCCGUGGUUUCUCGUCUAAUUGAAGAGCAACUCAAACGCAAAGGAUGGAAUGGAGUCAGUUUUAACGACUGUGUCGAAGCUGUUACACCAUUGCACAACGACCAAACUCAAAUUUUAAUCAACUUCCUAACUCAUGCCAUCAGCAUCGUUGCCGACAUGGAAAAGGCAUUUCAUCAUAUUAAUCUGCACAAGGCCGAUCGAGAUUUCCUUCGUUGGUUUUGGUUAGAAGAUCCAAUCAACCCUGAGUCUCCAGUAGCAGUCUACAGAUUCAGAGUGGUGCCGUUUGGAGCUAAGUCAUCACCUGCUUUCAUCCUCAACGCGUUGAUGAUGCAUCAUCUUAAGAAGUCGACCUCCGAAAUAGCUGCUGAUAUGCUGUAA
Molecule: messenger RNA, 426 nt
Organism: Daphnia pulicaria
Lineage: Eukaryota; Metazoa; Arthropoda; Branchiopoda; Diplostraca; Daphniidae
Exons: 2
Coding region: 1-426 (141 amino acids)
Source: RefSeq, a predicted model, not a curated record